GAGAUUUUCCACUGCAUUUUCGAUUCUCCUCUUUGGGAUUGCAGAGAUUUUAUCAGAGUUUAUCCUAUCUUCCUUGUUCAAUUCUCCGAUUCUCCUUCAAAGUUCAAACUCAAACCCUAGAUUUGCUGUGAUGCCAAGGAUUUGCCAAGGGAAUCGAAGUUGCGAUUGUUGAAAAGUCACUCGAAAGUAGGAUCGAUGGACCUCAAUGACCCCGAAAUUGUUGAUGUCGACCUGGAAACAAGCGAAGAGAUUCUGGAAGACGAGGGUGAGCAUGAUUCAGGAAAUGAGGCAGAAACCAAAUUUGUACCAAUUUUCAUUCAUUUGGGUGGGAGGUUUAUACAGGAAGCUGGUAAUUCAAUUUCAUAUGUUGAUGGUGAAUGUGAUGACUGGAUUAUUAAUAGGGAUAAGUUUACACUGUUUGAACUUUAUACUAAGAUUGGUAUUGCUGGAUAUGAUGCUGAUAUGGUUGACCAAAUAUGGUAUUUAGAACCAAGAAAAACAAUUAUAGAUGGUUUGAAACCUAUUAGGAAUGAUCAUGACAUUAGGGAUGUUUUGGGGGUGUUGAAGGUGGAGAAAAAGGAUGCUGGUAAUGAUGGUAAUGAAGACAAUGAACAUUUUGAGGAUGAAGAUGAUUUUCUUCCAUAUAUAUCUGAAUUGAGUGAUAAUGAAGAUGAGGAAACUGUCGAGGCGAGAAAGAAAAUGAAGUCUUUGCAUGAGGCAACUUCGAGAUCAAAAAAUGCUAGGAAAGGUGUUAAGUAUGGUCGUAGUCAACCAUCAGCAGGAACUAGUCAUGAAAUUCCCUCAUCUUCAACUGGUCACAAUGAUCUUGGUCUUGAGGAUUCAUUAAGCUCAGAUGAGGAUAUCGGCUGCAUUUCAACAAGUGAAGAGGAUGGAAGUGAAGUUGAACACACUAGGAGAAGGAAGAGUAAGCACAAAGUUUUCCGAGGAACAGAUGAUGGCAAUGUACAGAUUGAGUUAGGCAUGGUUUUUCUAAACAAAGCUGAGUUUAAAAAAGCUGUUGAUAAAUUGAGCAUUAUGCAAAGGAGGCAAAUCAAGUGGGUCAAGAAUGAUAAGAAGAGACACAGAGCUAUUUGUAAUGAAAGGCACUGUGAUUGGAAGAUUUUGUUAGCGUGGGAUAAGUCAACUGAGACAUGGAUGGUCAAGACAUUUAACAGUGAACACACGUGUGAAUGGGGAUCGACCAAUCAGAGAUGUAAUUCAACAUUUGCAAUGAACCAUUUAUUGAAGACUAAGGGUUUUACUGCUGUUUAUUUGAAAAGUGGUGAUAUUUUUACUGAAAUAUGGGAUGAGUUGAACGUGGAGUUGACUCAAGUCCAGUGUAGGAUUAUUAAAAUGAGGCUGAGAAAGACUUUCGAAGGGGAUCAUUCAUUGGAAUACAGCAAGCUUUUUGACUAUGCUGCAUAACUGAGAAAAAGAGAUCCAGGAGCCACUGUUUUGAUUUAUGCACCGAGGCCACUACCUGAACUGAACCCUAUUUUCUUGAGGAUGUAUGUGUGUUUUAGUGCAAUGAAAAAGGGAUUUAUUG
Messenger RNA from Rubroshorea leprosula, 1546 nucleotides. The record is from the annotation of a GenBank genome assembly. Lineage: Eukaryota; Viridiplantae; Streptophyta; Magnoliopsida; Malvales; Dipterocarpaceae.